Drosophila grimshawi is the source of this 2547-nucleotide messenger RNA. RefSeq names its product sodium-dependent nutrient amino acid transporter 1. The transcript has 6 exons. The record is from RefSeq and is a predicted model, not a curated record. Gene Ontology annotation, cellular component: membrane. Gene Ontology annotation, biological process: sodium ion transmembrane transport. Bases 265 to 2223 code for a protein of 652 amino acids. Gene Ontology annotation, molecular function: L-amino acid transmembrane transporter activity. NCBI's taxonomy places the organism in Eukaryota, Metazoa, Arthropoda, Insecta, Diptera, Drosophilidae.
CAAUUUUCAAUUUUUAUUGAGCUGCAAAGAAUAAAACAAAAACAACCAUAAGCAUUGGCAACGCGAAUACACGAAAAUUACUUAAUUAUAUUUAAUUAUGCUGACGGUCGCGUAUAAUAAAUAUAAUUGAAGAGCUACAAAUAUGAUAAACUGCCUUGGCCUAUGAUUAAGCCAAGUUUGAGCCCUAAUUGGAAACGAACAAGUUAACGAGACUCCACAAUUCAUAGCCAAACUGGCGGAUUAAAAAGACUGCAAACUGCCGCAAUGGAACAGCAAACUAACAACAUGAACAAUAACAAUGACAAUAACAAUGGUUACCUCAAUCCCGCCUAUGUCGGCUCCACAAUCUCCGUACCGGGGCAAUAUAAGACGCAAGGUGAAGGUGCUACGCCUACAGCCACACCCACUCCCAAGCCAAUUUCAAAUGGUCUAAAAAGCAGCGAGGCCCAAGAGGAUUUGGAACAGGGCGAGAAGCGAGCUGCCUGGAAUAAUGACAUUGAAUUUCUCAUGUCCUGCAUUGCUUUGAGCGUGGGCCUGGGCAACGUUUGGCGGUUUCCCUUCAUUGCCUUGGAGAAUGGCGGUGGCGCCUUUCUGAUACCCUAUCUUAUCGUACUGGUGUUGGUGGGCAAACCUGUGUACUAUCUGGAAAUGUUGCUGGGACAGUUCUCCAGUCGUGGCAGCGUCAAGGUCUAUGAUUUUUCCCCCAUUAUGAGAGGUAUUGGCUAUGGUCAAGUGCUGGCCACGGGGAUUGUUACAACAUUUUAUGCCACCUUAAUGGCGCUCACGCUGCGCUAUUUUGUUGAAUCAUUUUAUUCCACACUGCCCUGGAGCUACUGUCGCGAGGAGUGGGGCAGCAGUUGUUUGGAUUCGGCACCGCAGCAUGAGGACGACACCACGGUGAGUGGCAAUCAUUCAACGAUACGCACCACCUCAGCGGAGUUUUACUUCAAUAAAAUAGUGUUGCACGAGAAGGAGAGUAUUGAUGAUGGCAUUGGCUAUCCCAGCUGGAGUUUGGCUUUGACUUUGGCCGCCGCCUGGAUCAUUAUAGCCAGCAUUAUGUUCCGUGGCGUCAAGAGCUCUGGCAGAGCCUCCUACUUCUUGGCGAUAUUUCCCUAUGUGGUAAUGUUGAUACUCCUCGUCCGCGCGUUGACGCUGCCUGGCGCCCUGGAUGGCGUCGUGUAUUUUUUGAAGCCACAGUGGCACAAACUGAUCGAGCCGCAGGUUUGGUAUGCUGCAGUUACUCAGGUCUUCUUCUCGCUGGCCAUUUGCUUUGGCAACAUUGUCAUGUACUCUUCGUACAAUCGUUUUGGCCACAAUAUAUACAGAGAUGCGAAUAUUAUUACCACCUUGGACACAUUCACAUCACUGCUCUCUGGCAUCAUUAUCUUUGGCAUCUUGGGCAAUCUGGCGUAUGAGAAUAAUACCACAGAUAUAUCGAGUGUAGUCAAUGGUGGACCCGGCUUGGCUUUCAUCUCGUAUCCCGAUGCUAUAUCAAAGUUUAAGUUGCUGCCACAGGUCUUCUCGGUUCUCUUCUUUCUGAUGCUCUUUGUGCUGGGCAUUGGCAGCAAUGUGGGCAUGGUCUCCUGCCUGACCACCGUGCUCAAGGAUCAGUUCACAAAGCUUAAACAAUGGCAGAUUGUGUUGCCCAUCUCGAUUGUGGGCUAUCUCUUGGGUCUGAUGUAUAUAACACCUGGUGGUCAAUUUUUGUUGAAUCUGUUGGAUUUCUAUGGCGCCACUUUUGUUGCAUUAGUUUUGGCCAUCUUUGAACUGUUGGCCAUUGGCUGGGUGUAUGGUGUUAAGCGCGUCUGUCGUGAUGUGGAAUUCAUGCUGGGCAUCAAAACUUCCAAGUAUUAUCGUAUCUGUUGGGCGGUCAUAACACCGCUCCUCAUGACCAGCAUAUUGAUCUACAUGCUGGCACUUUAUGAGCCCUUAAAGUACAAGGACUACACAUAUCUGCCAGGCAUUUAUGUCUUUGGCUGGUGUCUGAGCGCCUUUGGUGUCGGUCAGCUAAUCUUCUGGGCAAUACCAGCCGUGAGGCGGCAACCCGUCGACCUUAGUCUUUGGCAACGCAUACGUAAAGCCUUUGAGCCGCUACCCGAUUGGGGACCCAGCGAUCCCAAAACCCUGGAGCGCUAUCAACUCUUCAUGGAGCAAGCGAAUACGGAGACAAUGUUCCAACGCAACGGUAUCUGCCACAAAAUAUAUGACAAUAUCUUUGGUUAACGAUAUAAACGAAAAAAGCUGUAGAUAUGAAUGCUGGCGAGCUACCAGCUUAAUAUGUGUUCAAAAAGCUAACGGCUACUAAUAUGUGCUGUUGUACAACACAACCCUUUUAUAUAAUAAAAAAAUCCACGGCUAAAGUGCCAAAUGUAGUUGCUGCGCCAGUUAGCCUAAAGCAACGAGCCCCCGUUUAACAAUCCAGCUAGCGAUGUGCUGCAAGUCGGCUAUCCAAGAUGGAGUUAGAAUAGAGUAGCAUAUAAUACAAGCAAUACUUGACGAAUUUACGUUCUUUACAUUCUUAUUUAAAAAUAAAUUAUUAUAAUUACA